AUGGCCAAAUAUCAUCAGUCGUUCAGUACCAUUGACGAAGCUGACAUCUUUGCCGAAGCUGACACCUCUGAACGCUCGGUUCCUCCAGAGUCCAGAAUACAGAAACCCGUGACAUCCAACGAAACGAUCGCACACUUUGAGGUUCACGGUCAUCAGCCAUUUGCAUCAUCGACCUUCGGGAAUAACGAUGAAAUUCGCAUUUCCGUUCAAAAUCAGAACGAGUGCGUGCUACCAGAAAAAAUCUCCCUGCACAUUCACGGGAAAGUUACAAAAGAAGAUUAUUCCAUGGUAGCCACUACAAAAUUGGUCAACAUGGCUGUUUGCCAAAUGUUUGAGGAAAUACGUUACGAGUUGAACGGUGUGGAAAUUGAUCGAAAUAAAAGUGUGGGCAUCACCAGCAUCAUGAAGGGAUACUUAUCUCUCACCCCAGGGCAACAGCAUGGCUUGGAGAACACCGGUCGGCUGAGCGUCGCCGAUAUCAACCUGGCCGAUGACGCAGGAAAUUUUGAUAUCUUUAUACCGCUGCGUCAUCUGCUGGGAUUCGCCGAGGAUUAUCGCCGAUUCGUCGUUAACGCUAAACAUCAGACUAAGGACUCGGCCAUUCCCAUGAGUUUUUGUUCUCGGGAAACGUACGUGUAUCCGAUGCUGCCGUCAACGACGCGGCAUGUCUGGGCGGUCAAGACAUCGACGCAGCUGGAGAAGCCUAGAUACGUCAUAAUGGGAUUCCAAACUGCAAGGAAAAACGAAGCAUUGAAAAAUGCCAACGAAUUCGAUCAUUGUAGAAUAAGAGAUGUGAAACUCUUCCUCAACUCACAGUGUUACCCAUAUGGAAAUUUAAACCUAGAUAUUUCCAAUAAUCAAUACGUCAUUCUGUACGAUAUGUAUGUCCAGUUUCAAACAUUCUACUGCAACAAGGAAGCCGAACCUCUGCUCUCGAAAAGUGAAUUUAUAAACCGCGCGCCCCUGAUCGUCAUCGAUUGCUCGAAACAAAAUGAAUCGUUGAAAACCGGACCGGUGGACAUCCGGCUGGAAUUUAAAGCAAGCGUAGAAUUUCCCCAAAACACCGCAGCCUACUGUAUGAUCUUGCACGAUCGAGUCGUUGAGUACAGUCCGAUUAGUGGUACGGUGAAGAAAUUAGUAUAA
Molecule: messenger RNA, 1143 nt
Organism: Diprion similis
Lineage: Eukaryota; Metazoa; Arthropoda; Insecta; Hymenoptera; Diprionidae
Exons: 3
Coding region: 1-1143 (380 amino acids)
Source: RefSeq, a predicted model, not a curated record